AAUUGAAACAUCAGAACUGGUUAAAACCGAUUGAAACAAUAUUUAAACGAAAAUGUAGUACAGACUAUAGCAGAUAUGUUAAAACGUAUCAUAUAUUACAUGAAGUAGUUUCUUACCGAUAAACGAAGUACGUCAUCAGGAAAUAACAAAAGCGUGUUGAAUAUAUACAUAACGCAUUCAACCACCGUGAAAUUAUUCAUGUUUUGACAGUCAAUAUAAAAUGGACAUUAUAUAUAGGCUUACGAGUAAAGCGGCGAGCUGAAUAAGUAUUGUGCUAUUGUGACGUGCUGAUUUAACAAUACGUAUACAAUAGAUGUGCUAACUGUGACAUAAUGAAUGAAUGUACCUGUGAAAUGUUCGCGAUUAUUGUGAGAUAAUAAGAGAGAUUUCUACAAUAUCAUAAGUUAUUCGGUUUAAUAGUGUGUGUUUUUUUCAAUGCACGAAGUAGAAGGAAGGACUGUUUAGCGAGCCUGACUCAUACUGUUACUACAAUUUGAACUGCGCGUUUCAAACCAAUAAACCGCACAUCAUACCGCACAUUUAAUCAAGGUAACAGUGAGGCACGGUUGUAUUUUGUGCAUUGAUAUCAACGGGAGUGUCAACUAAAUAAAUAAUCAACAUUUAUUGAAAUUUGUGUCGCUGAGUUGUGGCUAAAACCAAAAUCGGGAACACAGUUCGAUGAUUAUUUAUCAAUAAACCGAUUAAUAUAAUAAUUAAAUAAUUAAUAACAAAAGAAUUUAAGUGGGCGAACAGCAGAAAUGCAUGGAACUUAUCAUCCUCAACGAAGUGCAUGCCUCUAUUCGUUUGCGCUGGCGGCCUUCCUCGUCCAAUGUGUUAAUGCAGCGGAAGAAACGACGCGCAUUCGCACGUGGACGUGGACAGCCUGGUACAACACGGACAAGCCCACUUCCGGCGAGCAGGACGACGAGAGAGUCAACUCCAUUCGCAGGCGCGGCUGGCAAAUCUGUGGAGGGUACUCUCCAAUCAACGCCGAAUGUCGUGACGUCGACAAUCACACGUUGACGUUCGACGCUCUCUCAAGUGACUUAGUAGCCGACAUCCUAGAUGAGCCAUGUACCACAGCCGGUAUCUUAUGUAGGGACUCCGACCAGAGGAAACCCCGAAAGUGUGCUAACUAUGCAAUCCGGUUCGAAUGCCUAUCUGUCCCGGAUAGCUCCCCGCCCACAAAUAUCGGCGUCAUAGGUAUUGCUGCCGGUCUCUCCGUUGGCGUCCCCGUCAUAUGCAUUGCCAUCAUGCAUAUUGCGCGUGUCGUCAAGCGACGGCGAAGGUCAGCUUCGGGGGCGCUGGUUUCCGGCACCAGCAGUAACGAGUUUUUCUCUCGGGCAGAUUUGCCGCCGACGUAUUCGUUUCUGUUCGGAGACACUGUAAGGAGUAUUAGCGAAAUAGAAUUUCAAUCGGAAAACGCGGAUACCGGUCAUUCUAAUGCAAGUUUUAGUGCUUCUGUUACUCAAUUGUCGGCAGGAACAGGAUCUCAGACAUAUAGUAGCAGUCGCCGCGGGUCAACUACGCUAGGCAUACCAGAAAGUCAGUCGGUUGUUUCCUUAUCGCCAGACGGACUUCCGGCCGGACCGGAAGUACCUGAGCCUGGACCGAGAAGACCAUCAGGAGCGUGGCGCUCUCGGUUUCCCAAUAUGCACGUCUCAAUAUUUGAAAUAUUUUCACGUUCGGAGACACGGGAACCUCGUGACGUCACACGUCCACCAACGCCAGAUCUCAGCUAUGAGCGCACUCCUCCACCGGAGUAUAAAGACGCUGUAAUAUUUCUGGGCUCAAGGGAGAUAAAUCCUGAAUUUGUACCAGAAGCAAAAGAAAAGGAAGCCAAAGAAAAGAUAGAAUUACCUUAACCUGCUGCAAAACUUAAAAAAAUAUGUUUAUAUAUAAUUUGUUCAUGAAUAAUCACCGAAUCGUUGACUAAAACGUUUAUAAAGCGGUUUGUUGUUAAACGGUUGUGUUUUUAUGUACCGGUUAUGUAACUGUUAAUUAGGGAAGGCAUAUUCCCCCCCACGAGAUGUUUUCAAGGCGAAAUAUGGUGCUAUUCGUGAUCAUUCCUAUGAGUGAGUUUUGUUUCUGAAUCUGUUUAAUGACCUAUGUCUAGCUUGACAAAAUUAACCUGUAACUCCUUAACCAUAUGAGCAUAAUAUAUAUACUGAGUAUAUCGAGUAUAUAUUGGCCGUGCUCUGUGAAAAACGGGUUUGAUUCAUAUGCGUAUAGUGUCGUCCCAGAUUAGCCUGUGCGGACUGCACAGACUUAUCUCGGACGGCACUUUACGCACAUGCAUUAAACCCCCUGUUCACAGAGCACGGCCCAUAUCUCUUUUAAAGCAUUCUUUUCGCAAUGAUAUGGUGGAUUAUAGAUAUUUCACCGGUGCUCAAAGAUCACCUAUUUCAAACAUGUCAUGUUUAGGUUAUAACUCAUGGUAAAUUAUUUUGAAAAUUAUUUGUUUACUAUUGGUGCAAUAUGAAAGACAAAUAGUUAUUGUUUAUAGUGUGUGCUUUAUACAAACACACAUGUAGUAGUUAGUGUAGUAUAUAAUAAUAACAUGAAUGCUACUGUAUAUAUUGUUUAUAUUUUUCAUUCAGUGGUAUUACUAUCAUAUGAGCCUUGUUCUGAGAAAACUGGGCUUAAUACAUGUGCGUAAAGUGUCGUCCCAGAUUAGCCUGUGCAGUCCGCACAGGCUAACCAGGAACGACACUUUCCGCUUUAAUGGUAUUUUUCGUUUAAAGGAAGUCCCUUUUUACCGAAAAUCUAGUUUAAGCGGGAAGUGUCGUCCCUGAUUAGCCUUUUCGGACUGCACAGGCUAAUCUGGGACGACACUUGACGCAAAUGCAUUAAGCCCAGUUUUCUCAGAACAAGGCCUAUAUGUAUUGACUGACAUGUCUAACCACCCGAAGGGACGUCUUUUAAGAGAUUCGUGUUAUUGAAAAAAAAACAAGAAUUUGACGCCCUUUUCACAAACAUUUUAAUAUCUGAUCAAAAUUAUACAAACGACAAAAAGCUAAAUUAAAACAUUGUAAUUCGCGAAGAGUCAAACACAUAGAAUAAGAUGUGUUUGGUUAGAAAACCUAUUUUCUUUUGUUCGAACCAAAUAUAAAUGCAUUAAUAAAGAUUUAUGAAACGGC
Dreissena polymorpha is the source of this 3140-nucleotide messenger RNA. RefSeq lists its product as uncharacterized. Bases 759 to 1865 code for a protein of 368 amino acids. The transcript has 4 exons. The record is from RefSeq and is a predicted model, not a curated record. NCBI's taxonomy places the organism in Eukaryota, Metazoa, Mollusca, Bivalvia, Myida, Dreissenidae.